Messenger RNA from Lotus japonicus, 1734 nucleotides. Its product is annotated as EID1-like F-box protein 2. Lineage: Eukaryota; Viridiplantae; Streptophyta; Magnoliopsida; Fabales; Fabaceae. Gene Ontology annotation, molecular function: protein binding. The record is from RefSeq and is a predicted model, not a curated record. Bases 676 to 1422 code for a protein of 248 amino acids. The transcript has 5 exons.
CAUCAUGUGACACGUGUCAAAUCCUUCAUUUUCACCAGACCCUGUUUGUUUGCUUCUUACUCUCAGCUCAAAUAUCAUCAUUUCUCUCUUCCAAGUUUCUGUCUUUCUUCCAUUUCCUUCUUCUUCAUCGAGUGUGUGAGCUGUUCAGUGUUGUUUUUGGACCGAAUUGCCCCUCCUCAGAGACUAUUGCUUGAACUGAAAUGCAUUGAAUUGAACAUCCUUCCCACUAUGGAGUGCAUCUCCUGCGUUUGACGGUUUGAGUUUCUUUGGUUUCAGCUGCUAUGAGGGUUGGCCAACUUUUUGCUAGUGUUGAAGGUGACAUCCUCAUCCUCAUCCAUAUCAAAAACCACUGAUCAGCAAAUCCCCCAAGUGGCACCGCCACACAGCCUCACGCACAACCUCUAGUACAAGCUUUUGCUGUCGCUUGAGGUGCACACGCUGUCCCCGCUUCUUUUGUUGUGGUCAACGACUCCUCCAAAUUCUGUCUUUCCCUAUUUUGACUAUGGGAUAUGUUGGUCGUGAUAUCUUGGUCGGCGUCCCCUGCUUGUUGCGGAACAUAGGCAGUUGCUGGUGACUCCUAUUCUCGGUUGACAGCUUGUUUGGACUUGUUGCUAGUUUCGAUCGCGUGGUUAGUCCUAAUUGAAGUGCUUUUAGGGUCAUAUUGGGUGAAAGAAAAUGAUUCUUACAAAGCAGUACAGAUGCGUACACUCAGCUAGCUGCCACUGCACUAAGGGGCAUUUAAGUGAAGAUGUGAUAUUCCUGGUGUUUCACCAUUUGAAUUGGAACCCCAAGCUUAUAGCUGCUCUGUCAUGUGUGUGCAAAUGGUUUGAUGACCUUGCCAAGCGAGUUCUUUGGAAAGAGUUUUGUCUAACCAGGGCUCCUAAGAUGAUGCUUGAUCUGCAUUCUAGUAGGAGUCACAGUGUUGAUGGGAGCUGGAGGGCCCUAGGGAAGCUGCUGAUAUAUUGUUCUGGAUGCAAGAAAGGUGGCUUAUUCAACAAUGUUCAGGUCCCUGGUCAUUUUGUUCAUCGGACCCGAUUUUCUAAAACAUCAGGAAAGAGCUUUCUUUUGCCACAAUGCACGAAUGAUAUUCUAUAUGUGUCUGAUCCUUGUGAGCAUCUUGACCAAGGCGAAGAAGGAGAUUUAGGAUUCUUCCGUGGGAUUUUCAAGUCAUUCGCAACAUCGAAUGUUAGGAGGAUGCUUAUUAACAAAGGUGCCCAGCUUCAUCCAACAGAAGUUUGCCCUUAUUGUAAAGCCAAGUUAUGGAGCAUGCUACUGGCCAAUAUGAUCCCAAAAAGUGCUAGUUGCAGGUUGGGUUCAUAUGAAGAAUGUGUUGAAUAUUACGUGUGCCUUAAUGGUCACAUGCUUGGGAUCUGCACCCUGUUACCACUGUCUGAUUCAGAAGAGGCGUCUGAGAAGGAGUAAGAUAUUCAUAAUUUCCAGAUUGGCAUUCAGUCUUCACAUGAAGUUUAGUUGAACACAUUGCUAGCAUGCGCAUGGGUAAAAAUUUGUGCUUAGCAGCAGCUGAAAUCUAAACCAUUAUGCUUGAUAUUGAUGUCUCAACCCAUGACAGCAUUUUUUACCUAGGACAAUAUUUUACAACAUUUUUUCUUAAUGAAUCUGAUAGAGAUUGUAACUGUAAACUUUGUUAUACCAUGUAACCAUUUAUAUUGAUGUCUGGAUGUGUACCUGGGUGACAGAUUUGGUCGUACAAUAAUUCAUACUUGUUAAGAACCA